Molecule: messenger RNA, 2489 nt
Organism: Polyodon spathula (Mississippi paddlefish)
Lineage: Eukaryota; Metazoa; Chordata; Actinopteri; Acipenseriformes; Polyodontidae
Product: synaptoporin-like
Exons: 7
Coding region: 117-1031 (304 amino acids)
Cellular component (GO): synaptic vesicle membrane; synaptic vesicle
Source: RefSeq, a predicted model, not a curated record
UUUGCUCUGAGAGUCGUCUGUUUCUGCUGGAGACAGGAUCAUCAGCUGGGUUUAGUUUGGCAUGUAGUGACCGUUCUUUUUCUACUAUUGCAAGAAAAUAUUUAAGAUCUUUAGAAAUGGAUACCGCCAACCAGCUUGUGUCUACUGGUACAUUUCGUGUGGUGAAGGAGCCUCUUGGAUUUCUGCGGAUUUUAGAAUGGCUUUUUGCAAUUUUUGCAUUUGCAACAUGUGGUGGUUAUUCUGGACAACUGAAAAUCAGUGUAGACUGUCAGAACAAGACAGACAGCGACCUAAAUGUUGGGAUAGAGUUUGCUUACCCUUUCAGGUUGCACCAGGUGUAUUUUGAUGCCCCUACGUGCGAUGGUAAAAGACGAGAGAGACUGUUCCUGAUAGGAGACUAUUCUUCUUCGGCUGAGUUCUUCGUUACUAUUGCAGUCUUUGCUUUCUUAUACUCAUUGGGGGCCACUGUCGUGUACAUUUUUUACCAGAACAAGUACCGAGAGAACAACAGGGGGCCCCUUAUUGAUUUCAUUGUGACAGUGGCGUUCUCGUUCAUGUGGCUCAGCCACCAGCCCUCGUUAUUUUUUUUGAACUCGUCUGCCUGGGCGAAGGGUCUGUCGGAUGUGAAGACCGCCACAGACCCUGAUGAGGUGCUUUUGUUAAUAUCUGCAUGUAAGGUGCAGUCCAACAAAUGCCUUCCUCUCCGUAAACCUGUGUGGGCAAGUUUAAACACAUCUGUUGUCUUUGGAUUUUUAAACUUUGUUCUAUGGGCUGGAAACAUUUGGUUUGUAUUCAAGGAGACUGGAUGGCAUUCUUCCACCCAGAGGUAUCCUACAAGUACCACAGAAAAGAAACCGAGUGGCUAUAACCAGCAAUCCUACAACCAAGGCAGAUAUGAGCAAGAAAACAUUGGCCAGUCUGGUGGUACCAAUCCACCAGGAGACUUCGGUCAGCAGUCAAACUAUGGCCAAAUGGGAGGCUAUGGCCAGGUAGGGUAUGCCCCAAACGAGCCUACCUCCUUUGCUAAUUAGAUGUAACAUCUAUACUGAAUUUUAAGAUACAAAGUUUAAGAGGGCAAAUGAUAAUCAGUUGACGUCUAAAUUAGACAACAAUAUGAGGAGUGUUUUCCUCUGUUGUCAGUAGUCUAGUGUCAGAAAGGCAGUGGUUCUUGUUUCCAAACUGCAGCAUAUCUUGCUUGUAGGUAGCGAGAGGUACAAUGAUAUUAUCUGGGGAGUGAAACCAAAAGUUAAAAAGUUAACAUUGUAGGUAUUGUAAAAGUAAUGUUAUCGUAGUUCUCUCUCUCUCUCUCUCGCUCUCGCUCUCUUCCCCCCUCUCUCCCCGCUCUCCUUCUUUCUUUCUCUCUCUCUCGUCUUUUUUUUUUGGUAUGUUGUAUUCCAGUGGUUAUAGCUGUUUGUAAGUAUUUGUUUCUGUGAUAUGCUAUGCCACAGAUCUUGACAGAAAGUAUUUUUGAACUGUUUGUGAAAGAAAUCGUGGUCAUUUGUAACAUUAUUGGAUCAUAUUAUUAUUAUUAUUAUUAUUAUUAUUAUUAUUAUUAUUAUUAUUAUUAUUAUUAUUAUUGUGUUGAAAAAGUGCAUGAUAUUGUACAUUGCAAGUUAUAUAUCUGCUGUGCGUGUGUGCACAUUUUGAGUAAUUUUACAGCAGCAGUGCAAGCAGGAUUUAAUUAAAUUUAUUCAACGCAUACCUAAAGUAUCUAAUAUUUAGUCUUUGAGCUCUUAUUUGUUUAAGAUGUGUUUUAGCUUUUUUUUUUGUAAUAUCUAAUUAUAUUUUCUUGUACUUACUUUAAAGUUUUUUAUUUAUUUAUUUAUUUAUUUAUAUCCUGGUGAUAUUACACUAUUAAUAAUGCACACUGAUAACUGUCCAUAAACAAUAGUUAUUUAUUGUUGGUGUUUUGUGACUAAUUAGAUGUUAGUGGUUAUAGUACAAGGAGCAUUCCUUUUAUUUUGUACUUUCAUAGGAUUUUAGUAAGUACACAUGUUUAGAAUAUGCUGCUUAAACUGCCAUAAUUCAGAAUUGAAAGCACAAAUAUGAAAAAGGGAGGAGUGGAACACUGGGUAUGUGUUGAAAAUCUUAUAAAUACAUGUGUUUAAAUAGUAAACACCCAACAUCCCAUAAUACCUAUAGAUUUUGAAUAACAGUAAGUUGAAUCAUAUUAUCAAAAUUAAAAGAUAUGCAGACCUGUAAAUUAGGUUGAUAUACAUUCAUUAAUCACAUAUUUCUUUAACAAAACAACAUGUAAGUUUGAAUAGAAGUGUAACUUGACAUUCUCUUAAUUGUGAACCUUGUUCUUGACUUCCAAAGCAUGUGACGUGAGUUAGUGCAGUAACUGCAUUUGUUGGUUGAGGUAUAUACGAUUGUUGUAUUUGCUCUAAACUCAGUGUUGCAUUAUAAUGUGAUCAGCUGUACCUGAAUAAGAUUGUAUAUCAGUAUGCUUUUAAAAUAUGUUUAAUAAAGUUGUUGCAUAAACCUUG